Xiphophorus maculatus (southern platyfish) is the source of this 3244-nucleotide messenger RNA. It is a transcript of the gene mgarpa, whose product is annotated as mitochondria localized glutamic acid rich protein. The record is from RefSeq and is a predicted model, not a curated record. Bases 199 to 1893 code for a protein of 564 amino acids. The transcript has 7 exons. NCBI's taxonomy places the organism in Eukaryota, Metazoa, Chordata, Actinopteri, Cyprinodontiformes, Poeciliidae. Gene Ontology annotation, biological process: anterograde axonal transport. Gene Ontology annotation, cellular component: mitochondrion.
UCCAUACCAGUAUGUGGCGGUAAUGCUACUUAAAGUUUGUUGUCAGCCGCCAAUAAACUCAAGAAGAAGAAGAAGAAGAAGAAGAAGAAGACUCUACAGCGCACCACAGUGGGCAGGUCUGGUCUCCGCCUCUCUGUGCGUUGCUGACACUACACCACGCCGUGCUUCUUCCACUCAGCACUUACUGAAGCUGCAGCGAUGUUUUCCUGCAGAGCGGCCUGGCAGAGGUGUGGGCCUCUGGCUCGGACAGCGGCCUACAGGCUGCCACUGGACGGUGUGCAGCGGCGGCCCAUGUCGUCAGUCCCUGGAGGCUCUGGGCAGAACAUCCUGUACACGGUGCUGUGUGGUGGAGUUCUGGUCGGCACUCUGUCAUAUGGAUAUAAGACUGUGACCUCAGAUCGCGAUCGGUAUAAUGACCGCAUAAGUCAACUCAGAGCCAGACCCAAGGCUGAAUGGACCCCUAAACCCUGGCCACCUAAAGGCAAAGAUACAGAUGAAGACGGAGAGGCUGACGCUGGGGAAGAGGAAGCUGCUGCUACUGCUGCUGAUGAGGCAGAAACCAUAGUGGAGGAAGCAGCUGAGGUGGUUGCAGAGGCCGCCGAGGCAGUUUCAGAGGCCGCCGAGGCAGUCGCCCAGGUGGCACAGGAAGUGGAGGCAGCUGCAGAGGAAGUAGCCAAAGUGGCUGAGGCAGUGGAAGAGGCUGCUCAGGCUGUGGCCGAACCUGCCGCUGUCAGCGCAGAGGAGACGCAAAGCGAUGUGCCACUAGCAGCUGCCUCUGCAUUAGAGUUACUGAAGAAAGCCGAAGGAAAAGAUGACUUUGCAUCCAACGAUCAAGAACCCCUACCACCAGAAGUGGAAACACCUGCUGAAAAAGUGACCCCUACUGUUACAGAGGUCUCGACAUCAGAUGGAGAUACUUCAGUCAAAGCUAUAGCAGUUAGUGAGAUUGUUGCACCAGAGGAAGAUGGAAAAGUUUCUGGAACUGUAGAAGUAUCACCAGCCACAGAGUCUCCUAUACCACUAGAGGUAGUGUCAAUAGAAGAAUCAGCAGAAGUUUCGCCAGUUGCUGAGGUGCUCCCUACACCAGCAGAGGUUGCACCAGUUGUUGAGGAGGUCCCUGUACCCAUAGAGGUUUCAGCAGUUGCCGUGGAGGCCCCUCCAACCAUUGAGGUUGCAGCAGUUGUCGAGGAGACUUUGACACCAGCAGAAGUUGCACCAGUUGUUGAGGAGGUCCCUGUACCCAUAGAGUUUUCAGCAGUUGUUGAGGAGGCUCCUGUAGCUAUAGAAGUUGCAUCAAUUGUCGAUGAGGCUCCUGCACUUGUAGAGGUUGCGCCAGUUGUUGAAGAGACUUUAACACCAGCAGAGGUUGCUGCAAUUGUUGAGGAUACUCUUGUACCCGUAGAAGUUGCACCAGUUGUCGAGGAGGCCCCUGCACCCAUAGAGGUUGAGGUAGUUGCCAUGGAGGCCCAUGCACCCAUAGAGACUGCAGCAGUUGUCGAGAAGACUUUGAUACCAGCAGAGGUUGCGCCAAUUGUUGAGGAGACUUCAAAACUACCAGAGGUUGAGGCAGUUGUUGAGGAGGCCCCUGUAGCCAUAGAAGUUGCACCAGUUGUCGAUGAGGGCCCUGCACUCGUAGAGGUUGUGUCAGUUGUUGAGGAGACUUUGACACCAGCAGAGGUUGCACCGGUUGUCGAGGAGGCCCCUGCACCCACAGAGGUUGCUCCAGUCAUGCAGGAAACUCCAGCACGAGUAGAUUCUAGCAAAGAAUACAUUGUUGUUGUCCUGGAAGGAACACCCAAAGAAGAGAAAAGACUCAAGGUCCUAGGAGUUGGCCCUAUGACCGGUAGAAUCAUCCCUGCUCCAGAAGAUGACAGUACCCCUGCCUCUGAGUAAAGCACUCCUAAAUGAUGAUUUUCAGUCCUCCACUAGAAGACGGAGGAUGUGCCUUUCUCCUGCACUUCAUCCUUCAGCUCUGAAAUACAAAGGGAGUAACUGGUUACGCAUUACUGACAUGGUACAGUGUUUAGAUCACCAGCUGCUUUAUUGAGCCCACAUAGCCCAUUACUGUGAAACGUCACAUGUGUAACAGUUGCAUUGUAGCCAGAUUGUUUUGGGAAUAUGGUUUUUGUUGUGUUGUUAGGAACACUUAUUGUCUCCUCUGUGAACUACAAUCUGUUUACAGCUUUUGACUAAACUGAGCCUUUCAAACAUCCCAAAGCUUUUAUUGUUACACGUUAAAGCUUUAACGACCACUCCAGUGGAAUAUGUUGACAUUGAGCAUCUCCAAACAUUGCCCCGCCGCCACAGUAUUAGCUCUCACAGCGAGGAGCGUUCAGAUCCACCAGCAUCACGUUAUAGAAACCAGCCUCAGGCUUUUUUCUCUGGUGCUUCUGGUUCCAUGUGGAAUCACUCUGACUGUACUUUAUGUUUAUGAACAAACACAUGAACCCAUGAGUAUGACCUUCUACCUCACUGUUUUCCCUCAUGUUCAUCAUUUUAAAACAAACCCUUACAGCUCUGUGCAAUCCAAUCAGUGUUAGGUUUCUUGCUCUGCAACAUAGCACUUAAACCAUUACCUUCACAAUGGUCCCAUUAAAUUGUAAUGGGGUCAUUUUUAAAAACACUCCAAGGAAGUUAUAUGAAAAAAGAAUAAUCAGCACCAGGUACCUGAUGUUAUAGACAUAGAUUAAGAUUGAAAAAGGAAACCAGUAAGGGAACUGUAACUAUAGUCAGUAUCAUCUCUAAUUUAAACAUAUUGGAAUCAUCAUUGAAUCACUGAGUUAAAUGGGGAAAUAAAGCAGCAUCCUGUUCUUUCACUCUUUGUGUUUCUAUCCUGUCUUGUUUUUCUAUUUUUCUAGAGUUAACCCUGUAUUUAAGUGGACCUUAAAGGCUUCCAGCAUGUACAAACAUGUGACAAACUGUAUGUUAAGGGAUUGUGAUUUUUAAUGUGUCAAUGUUUCAGUAUGUCUGAAAGAAGGCCUCCAGUGUGAAAAGCUUUGACAACUCUGUUGUGGUUUUCCUUCCUUCAGAUUUUUCUUCCUCUUUGUGAAUUUCUUUAUUUCAUAGGGCAGCAGGGAUCACUGAAGCUGAACUGAUAGAAUAGAUGUUUUUAAAUGGGAUGUUACACACUGUCCUCUAUGCUUUCAGUUGGCUUUCUCUAUUAGACUCUAAAUGGUUGCCAUUAAAUAGCAGAUACUGUGAAAAUGUACUCUUGUUUUUCAAAAUAAAGAAUUUGAAAACAGAA